GUCACUGUGACACAGCACUGGCUACAUCUACAUCAGAUGAUAACUAUAUGGGAUACAUUGUAUCAUUUUUAAAUACUUCCUCGUGUACUUGGAUAAAUAGAUAGAUUAGAGUCGUGACGUUACUGAAGUGAUUACGUCUCUAUUGUCUUAUUUUCUUAAACCUAAUCGUAUCACAAAUGUUUGUACGCUUCUACAUUAGAUAGCAAAAGUUUAUUGCAUUGCUAUUGCUGCUACGUUAGCUAGUAAGCUAGUUUCCCUCUUCAGAUUGGUAUCGUUGGACAACGUUUUGUAAGUUGACAUACAGUAAAAUGGACCAGGAAAACACAAGUUUCAGUGUUAAACUGCACAUCUAUGACCUGUCUAAAGGAAUGGCCCGUCAACUCAGUCCAGCGAUGUUGGGAAAACAACUGGACGGGAUAUGGCACACAGCAAUUGUGAUCCACGGAGAGGAGUUUUUCUAUGGAGGACAAGGCAUCGCCAGUUGUCCACCAGGUGGUACAUUUCUGGGUCAGCCUGAUUCUAUUGUGGAUUUAGGAGAGACAGAAGUGACUGAUGAUAUCUUCAUGAACUACCUGACAAGUCUUGGGGAAUCUACUUAUAGCGGAGAGAACUACAAACUGUUUGAGCACAACUGCAACACCUUCAGCAAUGAAGUGGCCCAGUUUCUUACCGGCCGCAAGAUCCCGUCCUACAUCACGGACCUUCCGUCUGAAGUUCUCUCCACGCCCUUUGGUCAAGCACUGCGCCCUCUCCUGGACUCAGUGGCCAUCGCUCCACCCGGGAGCAACCCCAUCAACGGGCACUACGGACAGCGGUAGAGGGCGGGUACGCGGGGGUACGAGGAGAGCGCCCACAGCUCUGAUCCGUCAACAGUGUCCACUCAGCAGAGUGAGUGAUGUCGCUCUCGCCAACCAGCAGCCUGACCAAAACCUGUCCUACACCCUCGAUACUUCUUUUUGUCUUUUUAAAACUUUACCACUGUUUUAAAAUAAAUGAAACUGAUUGUAUUAACUCACUGGGUAGAGUAGAAGUCAUAUUUGCUACUUUUUGACCAGCAGGCUUAAGCCAAACAGUACUGUAACCAUACUGUCGUCUGCCAUGCUGUUAUUGUAAUUCUAUUCACAUUCACGAGGAGAUACUGAAGCUGACCUGUAGGCACUUCUUCAGGACGGGGCCAAAGUGCAACUCUCUGUCUCCACUCACAACUCUCAUUGUUUGUUUAGAUUAAAACACGUCAAUCGUGCAGACCACAUUACUGUGAAAAAGCAGGGGAAAUUUCCCAAAUCCUCUAAAAUGCAUUUGGGAGAUUUUAGUUGUAUCACCUAGAAGUACUAGCAGAUUUAUUAUUUUUAGUAAACUGCUUGAAUGAAACAUUGACAAGCAGCAUUCCCUCACCCUUGCCUUUCCUGUCCAGUGGAGACAUAGCCAAGACCAUGGACCAAGACUGUCCAUUGUGUUUUUUUGUUGAGUUAAAUCAGUGGUUCCCCAUGGGGAUUUAAGCCCCUUUAACCUAGCAAAAUAGUAACGUUACAAUUUUUGCUUUUUGGUUCUACAGUACAUUUCCCGCCCUGGUCCGCUGGAUCAGAUGUUAUUUUAAAUUCAUAUAUUGGUCUGUUUAUGAUGUGUCGUCUCGAUUCCCCAUUAGUAGGGCCUGCCCCACACUUUGAGAACCACUGAUUUAAAGUGACACAGAAAUGCAGGACCAGCCCUUCUCUAUACCUCAGUCUGAGUGUGUCUGGUGUGGUCGCUCCUUGCUGCAACGCAUUUUUGGAAAGAACCAUCAGGUCAGAGCUGUGUAGUCUUCCUCUCUUCUCCACAGCUACUGUCUGUCAACCAUAUCCGAUUCAUUUAGUUUAAUCCGUUCUCAUGUACCUUACCAUUUAUAAUCAUUGUUAUGUGUCUUUUUUGUUCUCUUGUCACCUGUAUCCCAUGUCCCACUCUAAAAGACCGAAAAGAUAGCUGGAAGUUGAAAGUUAACGUAUCAAGAGGAAAGUGAGUGAGUUUUGAGGAUUUUAGGAGAUAUGUAUUAUCAUACAUUUAAUGCCAAGGAAUAUCAGGAAUUUGGUGGUUUCUGUGACAAAGCCAUGCUCUACACUAGCAAACACUGAGGACGCCAAAAACAGGGAGACCAGAAUGGCAGAGUAGUGUUUCUGAACCAUAUUGUUCACAUGAACCAUGUGAACAAUAUGGUCUCAUGAGCUUAUGAGCCAUACAAAUUGAAUCGCUUGUAAUGUCACUGAAAGGGUUGCCAUGCAAUGGAUUUGUUGUAAGAGACAAUAUUAUUAUAUAAGCUCAAUAUAUAUUAAACUUGUCUCCUUUACACCCGCUUACCAAUGUCUUCCAAUAUUAUCAUGAUUUGUUGUUGUGGGUUAUUUCCUGGAUUUAGUAUGUUCUUGCAUUUUAGUUCUCUAUAGAUAAUAUAGAGAAGCACUCCACAGGGACUUUCUACCUGGGAAUUUUAACGGAUGUGGUUAUUGACCAUUAGUUUUACAGAGUGGCAGUAAAGUUAGAAAAGAAAAAUUGUUCGGAGACAGACAUUCUUUAUGGUGGACAAGAGCCAUGCGGUCUAACUCGAAUUACUUAAAAUUGGAUCAAUGUCGGCAACAUUAUUGCCUUAUGUAAGCUCAAUUUACAAACUUAGCAUGUACAAAUGAGAUUAAUUCGUUUUAAAUUCAAAAUGACUAUUUAAUAUAUUUACAUUUAUGUUUAAGGAUUUAAUCUGUUCAUCCUGUGUCACAUUGAAUGCGCCACUAUAACAUGCCAUAAUAUGUUGCAUACUUCAUGAACAGCGGUUUAAUUUUCAUGCUGUGUGGUUAUAGUUAAAAUUUAUUGUAAUUUAUUUAAGGAAGGAUUAAUGUUUUUUUUCCACCUGACUUUACUUAAACUUGACUUUCUGAAUGUUUAAACUUUGUAAUACAGAAGUGUAUUAUUAUUAUAUUAUGAAAUUCUAUUAUCAGUAUCUAUCUCAUAUUUGACUACAUUUCUAUCUCAGACAGUGAUAACCUUGAUACCUUACCUCUUCCUUUGAUGUUGCCGUGAAGAGUGCCUCUGUUUUCAUUUUUAAACAAACCGUUUUACUAAUGUUGGGUUAUGUCUAUUUAUCCCUCCACUACUGAUACUGAAAAUAAAUACUCCAAGCCAAA
This is a messenger RNA of Sardina pilchardus (European sardine), 3143 nucleotides long. RefSeq names its product desumoylating isopeptidase 1b (gene desi1b). Gene Ontology annotation, molecular function: peptidase activity. Gene Ontology annotation, biological process: protein modification by small protein removal. The transcript is spliced from 6 exons. Bases 309 to 818 code for a protein of 169 amino acids. The record is from RefSeq and is a predicted model, not a curated record. NCBI's taxonomy places the organism in Eukaryota, Metazoa, Chordata, Actinopteri, Clupeiformes, Clupeidae.